Physella acuta is the source of this 679-nucleotide messenger RNA. Its product is annotated as fatty acid synthase. Gene Ontology annotation, biological process: fatty acid biosynthetic process. The record is from RefSeq and is a predicted model, not a curated record. Gene Ontology annotation, molecular function: fatty acid synthase activity. NCBI's taxonomy places the organism in Eukaryota, Metazoa, Mollusca, Gastropoda, Physidae.
AUGUCUAUUAUAUUUUUAUAUCUGGUGUUGAAAGACGGCUUGUUUGAAAACCAGACUCCGGAAAACUUCGCAGCGGUCAGUGGCCCAAAAGCUGGUACCACACAACACCUGGACAAACUGACCAGAGAGGUGUACGGCGACCGAGAACUCUGGUUCGUCGUCUUCUCUUCCCAGUCCUGCUCACGUGGAACAGCCGGACAGACCAACUAUGGCUACGCUAACUCCGCCAUGGAGCGCAUUUGUGAGCGAAGGCGCUCAGAUGGUUUUCAUGGCCUGGCCAUCCAGUGGGGAUGGAUUGGUGAUGUGGGUUACGUUGUUAAGAGCAUGACGUCAUCUACUACCGGCCACAUCUCAUGCUUUGCUCCUCAAUGUAUGGCAUCGUGUCUUGAAGCGCUGGACUCAGCAAUGACCAGUGGUUACUCAGUAGUGGGCUCUUUUGUCAAACAGCAAAGAGAAGGUACCGAAAGGAAGAAGGCAGUGAAACCUCAAAGCGUCACGGAGAAGGUUCUAAAGCUGUUAGGUGUGAAGAACUCAUUGAAUGACAGCCUGACCCUACAGGAAGUAGGAAUCGAUUCCAUCAUGACGGUCGAGGUCAAACACCUUCUAGAGAGAGAUGCCAACGUUGUUUUAAGCAACAAAACUGUCAGAAAUAUGACUUUCUUGGACCUAAAGAAAAUAG